Acanthosepion pharaonis is the source of this 765-nucleotide messenger RNA. NCBI's taxonomy places the organism in Eukaryota, Metazoa, Mollusca, Cephalopoda, Sepiida, Sepiidae. The record is from the annotation of a GenBank genome assembly.
AUGCUGAAUUCUGAUAAUUGCCUUAUACCUUUGAAGGAAGAUUCUUUGUCUGAAGUAGAACAUCUGCCAGGACUGUCUUUAGCUGAUGAAGAAUACUUUCAUGAACCAUUCUUGUGUUAUCUCAAAAACAAGAAUCCAGCAACUGAAGGAUUUAAUUCAGUGUUUGAUAAUUCCAGUGGUCUGCAGUUGUUUGAUCCAAUUAAUGAAUCCAAUGUUCCUGAGAACAAUCAGUCUACAGAUGAUGUUUUUCCUGAGUUGAAUGAUGUUGUCCCUGUAUGUAAACAAGCCUAUCCCAAUCUCCUAAAUGGUGAUCCUAUGUUACCUCAGGUGAUGGAUUGUCCUCGAAUAAAGUGUACAAAAAACCGUAAAUAUGAAGUGAAUUUGGUGGAAAGUGCUGAGGAAUUACAAUUUGUGCCUCCAGACAGUGUAACUCCUGUUGGAUUAAUAACCUUUCAUCCAAACGCACCAGUAUCGCAUGAAUUGAACAAUAACUGCCAAAUGCUGCCCGAGAAGAACAUUAAAGAAGAAAAUGAAUCCCCCAAUAAACCCAGUUUGCAACGUCCCCUGCGUGGUGUUGUGGGCAAGAAAGGUGAUGAUCAAUUUGAAUCUUAUUGCUGGAAAUUUCAUGAAAUAGCCAACAUAAGGAGACAGAAAGUAGAACUGACCGCUGUGAAAGAAGAGCGCUUUGAUCAAAUUGAAGAGAAAAUGGAGAAAGUUGUAGAGAGGUUAUUAUUUCUAUUCAAUUAUUGUCAGAAAUACAUCUGA